This is a messenger RNA of Aspergillus sclerotioniger CBS 115572, 612 nucleotides long. RefSeq lists its product as uncharacterized. The record is from RefSeq and is a predicted model, not a curated record. The transcript has 2 exons. NCBI's taxonomy places the organism in Eukaryota, Fungi, Ascomycota, Eurotiomycetes, Eurotiales, Aspergillaceae. The coding region runs from base 1 to 612 and encodes 203 amino acids.
AUGGACGACCAAGACCCUUCAAACAAAUAUAAUGAGCACUCGCUCUCAUACAAGAUCAUCUAUUGGGACAAAUUCUUCGAAUCCGACGCGCCCCCUAGACUUGGGAUGGGCAUUAGAAAACGUGUCAACUAUGUUACCCUGUCUGCAUUCUCCGCCGGUCUGGGUGUCGGGUACGCUCAUGGUAGCAAGAUGUUGGCCUACCGGUUUCGUGCCGAAAACGCGCAUCGCUUCCCCGAGACGCCGCAGGCGUGGUUCCAGUACCAUAAGACGAAGAAUUACACGUCGCUUAUCGGGGGUAUCAAGGAGGGCUUUAGAAUGGGAGCCAAGCUAGGUACUGGUGCUUUAUUGUUCUGUCUCUUCGAGGAGACGGUGGAUUAUGCCCGACACGACCAGAGGGAUUUCCUAUCCACGGUGACUGCCGGGCUGUCGUUUUCUGGCAUCUACAGUCUGCUGGGUCGACAUGAUGUUUACACGGCAGCUCGGACGGCGAAGCUGGGUCUGAAACUGAGCUUGGCUUAUGGGUUGAUGCAAGACGCUCUUGCAUACGCCAAGGGCAAUCGUCCUGCCUACGUUGAUUUCAUCAUGGGGAGUCGCCGGUCAAAGACUGAAUGA